Molecule: messenger RNA, 1276 nt
Organism: Mangifera indica (mango)
Lineage: Eukaryota; Viridiplantae; Streptophyta; Magnoliopsida; Sapindales; Anacardiaceae
Exons: 10
Coding region: 94-900 (268 amino acids)
Source: RefSeq, a predicted model, not a curated record
UGACCAAACAGACCAAUUACACAUUCCAUGAAUGCAGUGUCGAGAACUUCUUGCACAAUCUCUAACCUCACAUAACGAGAGAGAAGAGAAGAAAUGGGGAGAAUCACGUUAAUAAUUAUUCCAGUUCUUCUCUUCUUGUUGUUUACCCUGCAAGACCCUUCCGUUCAGGGUCUUGAAGAAUCAGCUGUCAGAAAUCUUAACCUAGAAUCGGGGCAGGUUCUUGAAGUUCAUUGUUCAAGAGAACGAAGCAGGGCAGCCUGGGACAUUAUAGAGGAGUAUUUGAUGCCGUUUGUAGAGCAAGAAAGGUUUCAAAUUUCGAAUAAGUGUAGGCUUCAUCAGGACAAUGAUAUGUUUAGGGAUCAAGAGCAGCACAAGAUUCAUGUGGAUAUAAACGAAUGGCGGUGUGGAUAUUGUAGGAAAAGUUUCCGUGCUGAAAAGUUUCUUGAUCAACAUUUUGACAACAGACACCGCAAUCUUCUUAAUGUCAGUCAGAGUAACUGCUUGGCUGAUCUAUGUGGAGCAUUGCAUUGUGAUUUCGUGUUGAAUUCCAAGUCUUCCAAAUCCAAGUGCAAUCCUGCAGCUGUUGCCAGGAAUCGCCACCUUUGUGAGAGUAUUGCCAACAACUGUUUUCCUAUUAAUCUGGGUCCUUCAGCAAGCCGUCUUCAUGAAUUGUUUUUGCAUCAAUUUUGUGAUGCCCACGUUUGCCCAGCAAAAAUAAAACCAUUUCCUAAAGGAGGCAAGAAGCAAACAAGUAUAUUCUACCUGGCUAUUUCCAUUUUGACUUUGAUGCUGCUACCCAUAUUCUAUCUUAUUGUUUACUUAUAUCAAAGAGAAAUAAGGAGGGGAACCCAAGAGCUCAGGCGAAUCUCUAAAGUUGGCCGGAAAACAAAACCCUUAUAAUUGGCCCUGGUCGGUGGGUUCUGUACUAUUUUUGUCUCGGUUCCUCAUGCUCGUCUUGGUUUUCUCUGAUAUUUGAAGGUCUUGGUCAACCCCCUUCAAUCUCCCCCGCUGAACAAAAAAACUUGCCCUCUGAGUCAUUAUUAUACAAUACACUUCAAACAUAUAGAAGGAUCAAACCAAAGUUUGAAUGUUACCAUGAAAAUUUUGUUUUUAAAGAUGAUAGUCUUUUUAUAUUGAUUGACGACUUUUUUGUAAUCGUCUUUAAGAAUUGUCACUUCUGUGUCUUCAUGAGUAAGGGUAGGGCUAAUUUUCAUUUGUGAAACUUUGUAAUCAAUUUUGGAGAUGUUAUUAUAAAAAGUAUGUCUAUUAAGGAAAA